Messenger RNA from Myotis brandtii (Brandt's bat), 1753 nucleotides. RefSeq names its product ISY1 splicing factor homolog (gene ISY1). The record is from RefSeq and is a predicted model, not a curated record. Bases 91 to 1329 code for a protein of 412 amino acids. Gene Ontology annotation, biological process: generation of catalytic spliceosome for second transesterification step; mRNA 3'-splice site recognition. Gene Ontology annotation, cellular component: post-mRNA release spliceosomal complex; Prp19 complex; post-spliceosomal complex. The transcript is spliced from 10 exons. NCBI's taxonomy places the organism in Eukaryota, Metazoa, Chordata, Mammalia, Chiroptera, Vespertilionidae.
AUUGAUGAACACUGGCCAGGCUCAGCCAACUUAGUAUCAAUGAAGGGCAGAUAGUCAUGGGACUUACUGGCUUCCGAGGAAUCAUUUCCCAUGUUAAUUUUGAGAUCUGUAAAGUCUGAACAAACUUUCAGAAAAAAACAGGCCUUACGUGUACUCCAGUCUCCUAAGAAUACCCAAGCCAGGGCAGUAAGAGCUUCCCAGAUGCGACGGGAACCGAAAGCACAGGUCCCUCGGUGCACUAAUUCCAAGGUGCCCUUCCCAAGGCUGCCAUCAGCUUUGGGAUCGGGAUCAUCUGUACUGCACUGGACAAAUGGAUGGUCAUCUCUGCCACUCCAGGUUCAGGGAUCUGAAAAACUUCCAUCAUCCCAUCAGCUAUUCAGGAACAGCUCAAAAAAAGGCAUGGCCCUGCAACUUGAAGCAAGGAGGCCCAGAAUUCCAAGAGAAACACCCAAGUUCAUUAGAUGUGUAAAAGGAACCCAGUGGGGCACAAUGGGCCCCUGCUGGUACCUCACAUCGGGUCUGGGUCCAUUGGGUGGUCCUGGUUAUGAAGAACGAAGACCCUUCCUUGCCUCAGAAUGUACUGAGUUGCCCAAAGCUGAGAAGUGGAGACGACAGAUCAUUGGAGAGAUCUCUAAAAAAGUGGCUCAAAUUCAGAAUGCUGGUUUAGGUGAAUUCCGAAUUCGGGACCUGAAUGAUGAAAUUAACAAAUUGCUAAGAGAGAAAGGACACUGGGAGGUCCGGAUAAAGGAGCUGGGUGGUCCUGAUUAUGUAAAAGUUGGCCCUAAAAUGCUGGAUCAUGAGGGCAAAGAAGUCCCGGGAAAUCGAGGUUACAAAUACUUUGGAGCAGCAAAAGAUUUGCCUGGUGUUAGAGAGCUAUUUGAAAAAGAACCUCUUCCUCCUCCAAGAAAGACACGUGCUGAGCUCAUGAAGGCAAUUGAUUUUGAAUACUACGGUUACCUAGAUGAAGAUGAUGGUGUUAUUGUGCCUUUGGAACAGGAAUAUGAAAAGAAAUUCAGAGCCCAGUUAGUGGAAAAGUGGAAAGCAGAGAGAGAGGCUCGGCUGGCAAGAGGAGAAAAGGAAGAGGAGGAGGAAGAGGAGGAAGAAAUCAACAUCUAUGCUGUCACGGAGGAGGAGUCUGAUGAGGAAGGCAGCCAGGAGAAAGGAGGCGAAGAUGAGCAGCAGAAGUUCAUCGCCCAUGUCCCUGUGCCGUCGCAGCAAGAGAUCGAGGAGGCACUUGUGCGAAGGAAGAAGAUGGAACUCCUCCAGAAGUAUGCAAGUGAGACCCUGCAGGCCCAGAGCGAAGAGGCCAAAAGACUCAUGGGAUAUUAGGGCUGAGUGAGGGUGCUCCCUGGGUCUGGAAACCUGUCGGGAGUUCUUCAGCCCCAGCUGGCCCUUGCAUUAACCUACAGGGUUCUGCUGUCCUGGGACUACAGACUGGCAGGCUAGUGCGGCAAGGCUCCCUGCUUCUUCUUACCAUUCGUUCUUUUACCUUUUCUUACCUCAGCUAUGGUCUCGGGGGAGGAGUCUGUCCCACCCCUCCCUUGCAGGCUGCCUACAUGCUAUCAGUUUAGCUGUCACCUUUGUACAAAUGUUUUGCUACUGUAUGACCCACUUAUUUUUAUAUUGAAUGUGUAAAACAGGCUGCUAACUGGCUGCCUGUAAGUGUUUUAUUUAACCUUUAACUGCCAUUUGGUGGGGAGGGUGAUCAGUUAGUGACCACCAUUAAAAAAAUGAAGUUUUUCCUAACCAGACA